Messenger RNA from Phaeodactylum tricornutum CCAP 1055/1, 4642 nucleotides. RefSeq lists its product with no specific name. The record is from RefSeq and is a predicted model, not a curated record. Lineage: Eukaryota; Bacillariophyta; Bacillariophyceae; Surirellales; Neidiaceae. Bases 1 to 4602 code for a protein of 1533 amino acids. The transcript has a single exon.
AUGUCGACAAACGAACCGUUGCGUCCCGGAAGUGGGAGCAGUAGUAAUGGGGGAAGGAGCCGUUGUGGUAGUGACAGUAAUAGCCACAGUACGAACCAGAAUACCGAAGGCAGCGUCACCCAGGCUCCAGUCCUUGCACCGGAAGAAGGACCUCCCGUGUUGCUGCGCGAAUGGAAUCCGGCACCGCCGCCGCCUUCCACUCCGGUGGCUCCCGCCGUGAUCUGGCCCGAUCGAUCCCCGGAAGCGGAAGAUCGUCGACCUGCGUACUCGUAUCCCGUAGCCACGUUUGUACGCGAUCUGGUCCGUACGGGGAUGGACCAAAUCGAGUCAGCCUGGCAGCAACAAGAGUCGUCGUCGACUGCACAGCGAGAUGGAACUGGUACACGCCCUCACGGAACCCACAAUCGAGUAGAAGACGACGACAGCGAUGCCUAUCGCCCACUCUCCGUGCGUAGUGAGUCGGACGCUCUGGCCAUGCGCUCCGAGGCCGCGGCGGCAUUUAUGGAAUCCACGGCGACGGUGUCGGCCCGAACCAUCAAUGAUCUGGACGACGAACACGAGGAUGCCGAAUUCAUACUCGUUGACGGCGAACUGGUGCUCAUGCCGCCCCCGCCGCCCAACGCGGCCGAGCAGGACGGUCUCGUCCGCCAUUUGCAGAAUCAGGAAUUUGAACGACACUUUUCGUUGCGCGCCAGGUAUCACCCCGACCAUCCCGCCGUCAAGUCGUGUCAACCGAAUCGCGUCCGCAGAGGUGUCCGGAAGCUUGGAAAGAUUUUUAAGCGUAAGAACGGUCUCCGUCGAGCGUCAAGUAAGGAAAGCGCGCAAUCGCAUGUGCACCACGUCGAUGACUCCUCGGCGCACACCUCGCACGACGGAUCUUCGUUACCGUCUCUUUCCGCCGACUUCUUAACCGCGCCGUCGGGAGCUGAUUCUAUAACCACUCUGAAUCACACCACAAACAACGGUGGGAUCAAUUCCAACAAUAAUCCCAAAUCUCCCCCCAGGAAGAAAGACAAACGCCGUGGAAAACGACGUUCUUGGCGGCGGACUGACAGCAGUGGUGGAGAGAACGACGACUUUGAUGACGAGACGUCGCCAGACAUAUUCGAAAGCCGUUCGGGUGAAUUCUCGUCGCGUACGGGUCCGCGCCCUGCCACUUUUACCACAAUUUCUGCGCUCGCCAAUCGGUCGGCCGCGUCGAUUCGACCCCCUAUGCCUCCCAUGACACCGAUUCAGGAAACCUUGGACGCGAGCAACAUGUUUUCAGGAGGAAGAGCUGCGUCCGUCGAAGCCAGAUUUGUUGGGACAACGGCGGACGUUCUCGAGGCUGGUGUCCUGCCGACCGGCUUUGCUGCGGAAGCCUACGUAGAAUACGACAGCGACGAGGCCUUGAAAAAGGACGAUUCUCUCGUAGCCAGCGUCGUACCUUUUGAUGCCGACUACAAGGUGGACAAGGCCGAAGCCCCCGAUUUUGAAAGUAUGCUGCGGAGAGCCGCACUCGAAACCGUAUCGGAUCUGGAGGCGUCAGAAAGCACGGCUGCCCAGCCCCUGCGUCCGAAACGAGUCAAGUCAGACGGGUCUUCGGUUCCGCUCAGUCUCGCCACUGGCAGCGAUGCGCACGUACACAACGAUAUGCUGAAAGUAGUCAUGGUUGGAGCACCAGGCGUGGACAAAUCCUAUGUCGCCCGAGCCAUCCGGCAAAGUCAUAAAAGGGGACGAAAGCGCGUCACUUUGGGAGUCGACGUACACUCCUGGUCGCCCAGGUCGGACGUAAAGUUUGCAAUAUGGGAAGUCCAAGGUGCGACGUCCCGAGACCACGGGGCGCCUAAUUUCGGUGCGCACGCCGCAACUCAGGCACUUUUCUUUUCUUCCUCGUGCCUGUAUUUGUUGGUGUGGGAUUUGGCUUGUCAAAACGUGGCUACGAAUCGUUGUCCCAGUCGUCGGCAUGACGGCGAAGAUUGCUUCGACAGUUCCGAGGACGAAGAAGAAUACGAAGACGAUUUCUUGCGGGAAGAAGCCAACCGUCAGGCUGAUCGGGCCUUGUACGCAGACAUACAAACACGCCUUCUAUCUUGGGUGGAUACGAUUGCCUUGCGCGGACCUGGGUCCGCCAUUUUGCCGGUAGCUCUUAUCCCUUCCCACAUGAACGAAAUAGAGGUCAAGCGACGAUGUGAUACAAUGCAGAAUCUUCUCGAGAACCACCUCCAUCGUUUUGAUGGGAGCGAAUAUUCUCCGAAACUGUUGCUGGGCCAAGAUACGAUUCUUUGUGUCGACGAGGUGACCGGGUCAGGGAUCGAACAGCUGCAGGAAACAAUGGUGGCCAUAGCCACAGAUUCAUCGCGAUCUGUAUUUGAACACAUGGGUGCACCAGUACCGACGGGGACAGGCAGGGUACUGGAUACGGUCCGGCGACUCAAACAAGAUCACAAGCUUAUCUUGCUAGAUCAUUUAUUGGGUGAGCUCGGUCCGGGCUUGGAUAUGGCUACAGUAGUCCAAGCUUUGCACUUUUUAUCGAGCAUUGGCGAAAUUCUAUACUUUGGAACGUCAGAUGAUGAAGUUCUAUCGCGAUACAUUAUCCUUAGUCGAAAGUGGCUUGUGUCAGCCUUGUCAUGCAUUCUCCGCAAUGACCUUAAGCGUGAGUUGACCGAAACUAGAAGAUUCAUGAAUAUGCAAUGUAUUUACAGCGACCAGAAAUUUCCCGAGAGCGAAAUUACAAAAGUGCUCGUCAGUAGCACGGCGAGCUGUCCAUUGCUCAGCGAUAGCGAUGCGCGCAUGCUUUGGCAGUCCAUGAGUUUCAUGCGCGAAGCAUCGGAUCGGUAUGCCGAGCUGACGGAAAGUGCCACCACGGCGCCGACCAUGUUUUACUUUUUGGAACGACUAUUGGUCCACUCCGGUGUUCUACUGCCCCUACGAGCUUCGCCACCACCGACAAUGGCCUUGGACCAACCGGUGCAGUCUGAAGUGUUUUUUAUACCUAGUCUCUUGACGCAAACGGAUCCUCGGGAUGUUUGGACGUUCAAAUCCAGUGAAAGUUGGAUGACCACCUUGUGUUACUCCUGGUUGUUCCGCGAUGGUGCCCCAUCGGAUCUCAUGGAGCAUGUGUCCGUCGAAUUGCUGAAGGACCUGUAUGAAUUUUCUCAAGACUUCCAAGGAACUCCCAAACAGGAGUAUCCUCAGCGGUCGCACACGGUACCAAUAGGACGGGGGUCCUUGCACCAGUUUCUGGAAGAGCAUGAUACACAAGCGAUCGGUCGCAUCAAGGUGCAUCAAAUCAUGUGUUGGAAGACUUCAGUUCUUGUAAAGAUCGGGACUGUAUUUGCCGAUCAGGACAGUGGGGAGCUACGGGAAAGUUUUGUGGAAGUUUUCGUGACGGUUGUUGAUCAGAGCUCAAGUCAAUGUGUCGCGUCAGAUGCGAUGCGCGCCAGUAUGCAUCGGGUUAUAGUCAGUGGGAAAGGUCAGGUAGGCCACCAUGGACGCAAGUUGUGGAAGGGUGGCUUUGAGGUUGUAUUGGACUCGGUUCGGUCAUCGCUCUCUACGUACCCCAACGUGGAUUCGCAAGUGGUAUGUCCAGAAUGUCUCGCCCACUCAAGUCCAAGUAAUGCUUGUACAUGGGGGUGGGAUAGUGUCGUUGCUGCCGUUGAGCGCAAAGACGCAGUUGUUCGAUGCAUGCGUGGACAUCGUGUCGACAGCAGCCUAAUUUCUGGCAACGCCAAAGAUGCCGAAGUAAAAACGCCAGCCGUGGAAUCGUCUCAUUCUCAACGAGUGUCCAAGCCUGUUCCCGAGAUGCUGCCCAGCGUUGUACUGGUGGGUCUAUGGGAUGCGCAGCAAAAGGAGAUUCGAAACGUUGGAUCUGGAUUCAUCGUCGACAAACGUCUUGGGUUGGUAGUAACAGCUGCUCAUGUUCUCUACGACAUGGAAGAGGGGCCCAGGUUUGGGGUUCCUUUCUUCGGUUUACCCGACGCCAAGGUUGUGAUUGGAAUCAUUCCCGAUGAAGGGCACAACGCAGUCUUCCGCUACUUUGGUGAGAUCGUGCUGAGCGACGUCCACAACGUAGACGCAUGCGUUGUGCGUGUUACGAGCAAAAUGGCUGAAGACGUUGACGAUGAAGGCACGGGCUGUGUGAAUCAAACCGAGAUUUCUUUAGACUACGAGGCUGUGGAGUCCGAAAAACUCCGUUCGUUGAAAAUGACGAACCGAUUCGAGCUAGAGGAGUCUGUCCGCAUCCUCGGGUUCAACCAAGGAGGUGAAGGUGUCUUUGAGCUGGGCAAACACGUAAACCGGUCCGCUGACUUUGCCAAGGGCUAUAUCUGCAAAAAGUUCAAAGCUGCGAUUUCCGACGACGGAUCGCACUCAUCCAAUUCGUCGGGCAAGACGUUUUCGCCACGCGAAGAAAUCGUGAUCAUGUGCCCGACAAUUUCGGGACACAGUGGUGGUCCGUGUGUGAACGACGAAGGUCGCGUGGUUGGUAUUUUGAGUCGAGCCGAUCCCGUCGAUCGGCAACGUUGCUAUCUAGUCCCGGCGACCGAAUUGAAGCGGCUGGUAACCAAGGCCAAGAAAACGUGUGUGAGGCCUGCCAAGCUAGCGACUGCUAUUACUAUGUAAUUUCGAUCCGGGGCAAUAAUAUAAGUUUCCCUCCCUUUAC